Messenger RNA from Argentina anserina (silverweed cinquefoil), 1768 nucleotides. Its product is annotated as plant-specific TFIIB-related protein 1. The record is from RefSeq and is a predicted model, not a curated record. The transcript has 3 exons. Gene Ontology annotation, biological process: transcription preinitiation complex assembly; DNA-templated transcription initiation. Gene Ontology annotation, molecular function: TBP-class protein binding. NCBI's taxonomy places the organism in Eukaryota, Viridiplantae, Streptophyta, Magnoliopsida, Rosales, Rosaceae. Bases 114 to 1670 code for a protein of 518 amino acids. Gene Ontology annotation, cellular component: transcription preinitiation complex; nucleus.
UGGUUACUAUAGAACCAUGGUGUCAAAAUUAGGUUAGGCACAUAUAUGUAAGUUGACCCCUAAAUAAGGGACCAUUGUGAUUUGUGAAAGAAAGAAACCCAGCAAGUAGGAAAAUGAAGUGUCCGUACUGCUCGGCCGGACAAGGCCGCUGUGCGACAACAACCUCCCGUCGUUCAAUCACGGAGUGCACCUCCUGCGGGCGCGUGGUGGAAGAGCGCCAAUCCCAAUUCCACCACCUCUUCCACCUACGCGCCCAAGACACCCCUCUCUGCCUCGUCACCUCCGACCUCCCUACCCCUCCACCCCAAAACGACGACGUUUUAGACGACGGCGAACAAGAAGAAGACCCGUUCGAGCCCACGGGGUUUAUCACCGCCUUCUCGACCUGGUCCCUCGAGCCCAACCCACUCUACCUCCGCUCCUCCCUCUCCUUUUCCGGCCACCUCGCCGAGCUCGAGCGCGUGCUCGAGCUCUCCUCCGCCUCCUCGACCUCGUCGACCGUCGUGGUUGAUAGUCUCAGGGCGUAUAUGCAGAUCAUCGACGUGGCCUCGAUUCUGGGAUUGGAUUGUGAUAUUUCGGACCACGCGUUUCAGUUGUUUAGGGAUUGUUGCUCAACCACUUGCUUGAGGAAUCGCAGCGUUGAAGCCCUAGCUACUGCUGCUUUGGUCCAGGCCAUAAGGGAGGCCCAAGAGCCCAGAACCCUUCAGGAGAUUUCAAUUGCGGCUAAUGUAGCGCAGAAGGAGAUUGGUAAGUACAUCAAGAUACUUGGGGAAGCCCUGCAGCUAAGUCAGCCUAUCAACAGCAACUCCAUAUCGGUUCAUAUGCCGAGGUUUUGCACUCUCCUCCAGCUCAAUACGUCUGCUCAGAAACUGGCAACUCAUAUUGGAGAGGUUGUUAUCAACAAAUGCUUUUGCACUCGCAGAAAUCCCAUUAGCAUCUCUGCAGCUGCUAUAUAUUUAGCUUGCCAGCUUGAAGACAAGCGAAAAACUCAGGCAGAGAUUUGUAAGGUGACUGGUCUUACUGAAGUUACUCUCCGGAAAGUCUACAAGGAACUCUUGGAGAAUUGGGAUGACUUACUCCCAUCUAAUUAUACACCAGCUGUUCCUCCAGAAAGAGCAUUUCCUACUACUGUAAUUGCUUCCGGACGAUCUUCCGCACCAAAAGUUGAUUUACCAGAACUACCAAUUUAUUUGGACAGAGAGAAGCAGCCAGAGAUAAGACCUGACAAACCAAAUGAGGGAUUAGAUAUGAACCUCGAGCCCACCGAAGAAGACGAUUAUGACAGUAGAGGCAAUACACAAGCUGCACAGCCCCAGGUGAUGAACCUUUCAGCACUUCUGUGGCAAACCCAGGUUCCAUUCGUCAAUACCGGAACUGCAGCAGUACUAAAGUCACAGAAUAUUGCCGCAGGAAUGGACAAUGACGUGCCACAGAGAAUCCAAAACCUCGAGCAGAAGUUGGACAAGGACACAAAAGGUUCUAGUAGUAGUCGAAAUUCAGCUUCUGGCGCGAGUUCUCUGACCAGGCAGUUUCGAUACCCACCCUCACCAGGUUCGUCUCCAAAUGUUCAGUAUCUGCUUCCCCCAAAGCUUGGACCAGGCUAUACUGAGCUUAGAGGCAGCAGGGGUCAGAGUGGAAGUGAAAAUUCUAAGCAGAGUGGGGAUGCCUGAGUGGUACAAGUGAUUCUUUUGUUGUAUGUAAGCCUAAGACCUUAAGACGUGACACAUUAUUAGCUUCAUGGUCGAUUAAAUUUUCCAAUAUUUCGGUA